Ylistrum balloti is the source of this 1902-nucleotide messenger RNA. RefSeq lists its product as uncharacterized. The transcript is spliced from 9 exons. Gene Ontology annotation, cellular component: membrane. The coding region runs from base 1 to 1902 and encodes 633 amino acids. The record is from RefSeq and is a predicted model, not a curated record. NCBI's taxonomy places the organism in Eukaryota, Metazoa, Mollusca, Bivalvia, Pectinida, Pectinidae.
AUGGCUAAGUGUUCAUCUAGACAAAUCGCGUUUGUGAUAUUUAAUUUCAUUUUCUUGUGUCUAGGUCUAGGACUUGUUGGGUUUGUGACCUGGACCCUAGCUACCAUUCCUAAUGCCAAUGAAUUCAUAUCUGGCACACAUGUCGUUACUUUGACCAGCUUCUGUCUUGGUUUUGUGAUCCUUGUUAUAGGAGGAAUUGGUUGUGCGGCUGGUUUCUGUAAGGGAUUAUGUAUUCUGAAAACGUAUGUUGGAUUUAUGAUUACCUUGCUAUUUCUGGAACUGGGACUUGUGUUUUUCAUAUACUCGGAGAAAUCACAGAUACCAAGCGUGAUGAUAGACUCCUGGGACGGACUAAACACUGACACUCGGUAUAGGAUACAAACAGAGUUGAAGUGUUGUGGUAUCCAAAACUACACUGAGUACGGAACGGAUGUGGAAUCCUAUCCCUCUAGCUGUUUUGUCGUGUAUGACGUCACGGGCAUAAUUGAAAGAACAGUAGAUAAUCUGUUUACCAUGAACUGCCUGACUCAAAUGCAGAACUGGUUGAAUACCCAUGUCCCAAUUUGGGCAUCUGUCAUUCUGGGCAUUGCUGUGAUAGAGUUCUUAGGUGGUCUCACAUCCUGUAUAUUUCUUCAAAGAGUUCAAAAGAAGAUAAAAGUCAAACCCGAUGAAGAGAGUAAAAGUGCAGACAUGGAAAUGGCAGCCAUGGAAGAAGGGUCCUCAAAAGACCAGGGAUCCAUUGAUACCGAAAAUGAAGAACACGACAACAAAAUGAAUUCGUCCAAUUUGCUUAUUGUGACAUCUGCCUCGCAACGUGACAUAAAAGACAAUAGUAACAUUGACUACCUCAACCAGGAUAUUGGCGAUACAUCAUCAACGAAGACUGACAAUGAUGUCACUGAUGGCGAUAAUAUUGAAACAAUUUCGCAUCGUAGUAUAGAAGGCUCGUCGUUGUUACUAGUGGCAUCUGUUACCAAUAAAGAAACACAUGUGAAAGAAGAAAGGAAGGACUGUGAUGAUGAGGUGGAAACGAUUAUACUUACACAAACGGGCCCCAGCGACGUAACGGAUGAUUGUCAAAAUAAAAAAGAAGAUAUCGUUUCUAAUCACAAUGGACCGGAUCAGUCUAUGAUACUGAUAGGGUCUGUUGUUAAAGAAGAUACUGCUACAACAGAAACACCGGCCACGUCUGUGCAAGACGACUGUGACGUCAUAACCCUGGACCAAACGACAACUGAGGAUGUUAGAGAAGAUAGUGACGAUAAAAGAGACGAUAAUGUUUCUAAUCACAGUAGCCCCAAUCAGACCGUGGUUCUAGCCGGAUCUGUAACUACGGAGGGUACGACUGCAACCCUAGACCAAACGACGAAUGAGGAUGUUAAAGAAGAUAGUGACGAUAACAGGGACGAUAAUGUUUCUAAUCACAGUAGCCCCAAUCAGACAGUGGUUCUAGCCGGAUCUGUAAUUACGGAGGAUACGACUGCAAUAACACAAGCGACCAUGUCUGUGCAAGACGACUGUGACGUCAUAACCCUGGACCAAACGACGACUGGGGAUGUUAAAAAAGAUAGUGACGAUAACAGAGACGAUAAUGUUUCUAAUCACUGCAGCCUCAAUCAGACCGUGAUUCUGGCCGGAUCUGUAACUACGGAGGAUACGACUGCAAUAACACAAGCGACCAUGUCUGUGCAAGACGACUGUGACGUCAUAACGCUAGACCAAACGACAACAGAGGAAGUAAAGGCAGGCAGCAAUGACAACGAAGACGACGACAACAUCUCGAAUCACAGCACAGCUGGUCAAUUAAAUAAAGACACAUAUGCUGGAAGGGAAUUGAAUGCUGGCAGUGAAACCGAAGAAGUAGACACCAUUACCUUGACAACAAAAACUUCUAGCAGCUAG